UGCAGCUCUACAUCUUAUCAAACUGUAAUGAUACAACAAUAUAGUGUUAAUUUUUUACAGUCCAAUUGUUGUUAAAAUAUGUCUGUGUACACUAUUAUAUAUUUGUAUACAUUAUAAUGUACGAUUAAAUGUUUCUUAUCAGUGUCUAUUGAAAUCACCAGACACCGUAAUUCUAUUAAAGUGUUCAGUGUUAUAAUCGGUGAUACUAUGGUAUAUUAUAUCAUAUAAUAGUUCCGCUGUUUUUGUUAUCAACUAUAAUGACAGCUGAACGAGCAAAAUCAAAAAUUGGUCGUUGGGUCGAUGAAACUAUGAAAGGAAAAUUCGAUAACUUUGUUGGUUCGCGAAAGAAAUCAUCAAGCUCCAACACUGCUACAAAAAUAAACAAUGAUAUACCUAUAGUGCCGGAUGCUGAUGAAAAUAUUGACGCGGACUUGUUAUAUUCCGUAAAACCCGCCGAGCUGCAUUCGAGAACGACGGAAUCCACUUAUGAAGAGGAAACGACAAGACCUCCGAUUAAUUUGGCCGACAUCGAUCUUGGACUAUUAUUCAGCAACAUGACGCGGAAACAUCACUUGGAAGACGUGGACGCGGAUGAACGAGACGUAGGGAGAAUGAUACAGCGGCACCUCAAGCUGUUGAACAUUGGGACUGUGGGUGAAGACGAACAUUGACAUUCGACAUAAUUAUCUUGUACCUUAAUGGCUUUAUGUAUACACAAUAUAUAUUUAAUAUAAAUAUAAGUUUAAAUUUUAAACCUGA
This is a messenger RNA of Acyrthosiphon pisum (pea aphid), 759 nucleotides long. RefSeq lists its product as uncharacterized. The record is from RefSeq and is a predicted model, not a curated record. The coding region runs from base 258 to 671 and encodes 137 amino acids. The transcript has 6 exons. Lineage: Eukaryota; Metazoa; Arthropoda; Insecta; Hemiptera; Aphididae.